Messenger RNA from Mytilus trossulus (common blue mussel), 1261 nucleotides. Its product is annotated as transmembrane protein 220-like. The record is from RefSeq and is a predicted model, not a curated record. The coding region runs from base 124 to 696 and encodes 190 amino acids. The transcript is spliced from 7 exons. Lineage: Eukaryota; Metazoa; Mollusca; Bivalvia; Mytilida; Mytilidae.
AAAUGAAAUGUUACCCAGUCAUACUGUAAAAUUAACACCACACAAUAGAAACGUAAACAAACAGCAAAACAGCUGACAAUUUUCACAUGUGCACGUUUUAUGAAUGUAAAUUAAAUAGAAACCAUGAAAGGAGAGUACAGAAUCACACCUCCUGAAGAAGAUGUUAUAAAAGUACAACAUGGAGUGAAAAUAUGGAGAGCCAUCAAUGCCAUUAUGGCAGUCUUCUUCCUAUUAGCUGCCUUAGCUAAUUUAAAUGAUAGUGAUUGGUACAUAUGGGUGCCAGUUUACUCAGUUCCUGGAAUCCUGUCUUUAGUUAGCUGUAUAAAACCAGAUUCUCAAAAUUCAUUAGUGUGGUCCUAUGUGGCAGUUACCUCCCUUGGAUUUUGUAUUGCAUUAGCUUUGUACAUCAUUAUGGUAUCAGCAGAUAUUAAAGGCAUCAACAAUCCUCUUAAGUUUGAAGAAGGACGAGAAUUAUCAGGAUCACUGAUUAUAAUCACAUGGUUAAGCAUGUCUAAAUUCACCAACAUUGGAAGACCUGGUAGUACAGUAAGCAAUAAUGUGUUACGGAAUGUUUUGUUACUGAUUAUAUGUUUAUUAGCAGUGGUACCAGUUAUGAUCUGGUCUGUUUGUUUACAUGAGACAGGAAAAGGCUAUCAUCACUGUGGAGGAAAUACUGAAAUCAAACAUGAACUAUGAACCCUAGCAUAAAUCUGUUCAGAAAUUUUUGUAAUUUAGUGCAAUACAUGAGAUGUCAGCCAGUGCUUGUAUACUCAAAUUGUUUAGGAAUUUCUAAAUGCAGAUUUUCAACUUAAAAUGUUUUUUGAGAAAACAGAAUAUUUCCUUUUUCAUCGUAUUUGUCUUUUUUACUCGAUCACCUUUAUAAUUUUUAAAAAAUCAUGUGAAUGAAAUUUUAGGAUAAUAUUGUUUUUCCUUAAUGUCAAGUGGCAAAUAUAACACAUAGUUUUAUUACAACAACAGUAUCGUAACUAUAUCCCUUCUUUUAAAUAAGUCUGUUUUAUGGUUUGGUUUCACUUUUGAGCUGAAUGCACAGGCACUUGUGUUCUAUCCAUGGCAAAAUCUACUAUCCCUAUAUAUUACAGGGAAAGUAGAUCUUGCCAUGGAUAGAAAACAAGUGCCUGUGGGUCAAUGCCUAAAUUUUUGAGCUUUGUAAAGAAUAUUAUCAUAAAAGAUUGGAUGUGAACGUUUGUGUUGUCUAUUAGUCAGUGUAGCUAUGGCAAGUUGUUGUUUUUGAUAGAUUUUU